Molecule: messenger RNA, 381 nt
Organism: Ostertagia ostertagi
Lineage: Eukaryota; Metazoa; Nematoda; Chromadorea; Rhabditida; Trichostrongylidae
Source: the annotation of a GenBank genome assembly
AUGCCGUCUGCGGCACGUUGCCCUACUAUUAAAGAAUUCACGCAACUCUCACAUCUGCAGCAGCACAUUCGUACACACACCGGUGAGAAACCGUACAAAUGCAAGUAUACUGGUUGUGAAAAGGCGUUCUCGCAACUCAGCAAUUUACAAUCGCACUCACGAUGUCAUCAGACGGACAAGCCUUUCAAGUGCAAUAGUUGCUACAAGUGUUUCUCGGACGAGCAAAGCCUACUGGAACAUAUACCAAAGCAUAAGGAGUCGAAACACUUAAAGGUGCACAUCUGUCCUUUCUGCGGAAAGUCGUACACACAGGCCACCUACUUGCAAAAGCACAUGACAAAACAUGCUGAUCGAACGCGAGCGAACCCAUUAGGAGGGUAA